UCUUUAACUACCUUCAUUUGUUCCUUCCUCUAAACCAAAUCACUAUACUUUUAACUGUCUAACUCCUUAUUAUUUAGUCUCUUUGUAUCAGUGUCAGGCUUUGUGGAAUUAUGGAUGUAAACAAGAAAAAUUAUUUCAAGAAACGUACAAACAACCAAUUUAAGAGAAAAGGAGCUGGUAUCAAGAAAGCUAAGUGGAACAAUUCUAGCCGUGAACAAUCUUUGGGGAAUUCUCAACCUGCUGACACUGUCUAUCGCAUACUUUGCCCUUCUAGGAAAAUUGGUGGUGUUAUUGGAAAGGGUGGCAGCAUAAUCAAAGCCCUAAGGGAAGAGACCAAAGCAAAGAUUACUGUUGCUGAUUCUGUUCCUGGUUCUGGUUCUGAUGAGAGAGUAAUUAUUAUCUAUAGUUCUCCUACAAAAAAUUCUAGGAAACAAAAUAGUGAUGAGGAUUCAGCUGCUGAGACUGAAAAAGAGUCCAUGGAGCCGCACUGUGCUGCCCAGGAUGCUCUUUUGAAAGUUCAUGACAGGAUCAUUGAGGAAGAUCUUUUUGGUGGAAUGGCACCUGAUGAUGAUAAUGAAAACAAUGAUGUUACCACUAGACUGCUUGUUCCAAACAAUAUGGUAGGGUGUCUUUUAGGCAAACGUGGAGAUGUUAUUCAAAGAUUGCGAAGUGAGACGGGGGCAAACAUACGAAUUCUUCCUGCGGAUCAUCUUCCUGCUUGUGCUAUGGACACUGAUGAACUUGUACAGAUAUCUGGAAAACCAGAUGUUGCAAAGAGGGCUCUCUAUGAAGUGUCUACUCUAUUGCAUCAAAAUCCACGCAAAGACAAACCUCCUACAAACUUCCCUGUGCCUUAUGGGGGUCAAAGUUUUCAUCCUCCUGGACCUCCCACGACAAGUGUGCAUUCACCAGGAAAAUCAAUGUGGCCACCUAGGAAUUCUAGUUCUCAUGGUAUGCCACCGAUGCCAUGGAUGGGGGGAUAUGGAAACCAGCCCUCUGGAUUUGGAUCUGGUGGCUUUAAUGAUGUUCCUCCUGGACACAGGGGAGAAACUUCAGCUGAAUUUUCUAUGAAAAUUUUGUGCUCGGCAGGGAAGAUCGGUGGAGUUAUAGGCAAGGGAGGCUUUAAUGUAAAACAGUUACAGCAGGAGACUGGAACUAGUAUUCAUGUUGAAGAUGCAUCGACAGAUUCAGAUGAGCGUGUGAUUCGUGUCUCUGCUAUUGAGGGGCUUUGGAACCCAAGAUCGCAAACUAUUGAUGCAAUCCUUCAGCUUCAGAAUAAAGCAGGUGAAUUCUCUGAGAGAGGUACUAUCGUUACUAGACUUCUUGUUCCAUCAAGUAAGGUUGGAUGCAUCCUUGGGCAAGGAGGUCAUGUUAUCAAUGAGAUGAGAAGGAGAACCCAGGCAGACAUUCGUGUUUACUCUAAAGAUGAUAAGCCUAAGUGUGCCUCUGAGGAUGAAGAGCUUGUGCAGAUAUCUGGAAAUUUUGCUGUUGCUAAAGAUGCUUUGGCAGAGAUUGGAUCAAGACUUAGAGUGAGAACUCUGCGGGAUGUUGGAGCAGAACCUGUUCCUGUUGGGCCUGUCCAGCGAUUUGGCUCUGCUGGAAGCUUACCAGGCAGGGGACCCCCAUUAUCUGGCACUAUGAGAGCCGGCAGUUCUGGUGGAUAUGAUUCUCUCAGGGGUGGACGUGACUACGAACCUCAGAGUUAUCCUGUUCCCCCACCUGCUACUGGGUACCCAAAUAUGAACAGUGGUUUGGAGACCAGGAUUCAUAACAACACAAUUGGUUAUAUUAUGGAAACUGGGGGGAGCAGCAUUUCGAAUGUCGGUUGCUGGAGCUAGGAUUAAGCUGCAAGAUCCUCAGUCCGGUGGCUCUGAGUGUGUGGUUGACAUCCGUGGAUCUUCUGAGCAUUUGGCAGCUGCACAGAGUAUACUUAAGUCCUAUAUGACCUCUUCUGGGCCGAAUAUGAGUUCCCAACAUG
Pistacia vera is the source of this 1978-nucleotide messenger RNA. RefSeq names its product KH domain-containing protein HEN4-like. Bases 111 to 1838 code for a protein of 575 amino acids. Gene Ontology annotation, cellular component: nucleus; cytoplasm. The transcript has 8 exons. Gene Ontology annotation, molecular function: mRNA binding. Gene Ontology annotation, biological process: regulation of gene expression. NCBI's taxonomy places the organism in Eukaryota, Viridiplantae, Streptophyta, Magnoliopsida, Sapindales, Anacardiaceae. The record is from RefSeq and is a predicted model, not a curated record.